AUGGGCUCGCCAUCAGAAGAUUCGUUCACCGAAAUUUACCGAAGAUUUUUUUCACUCGAAGAAAUCGCAGAAGAGGAAGAAGCUGUUACGAGUGCAUGUGCCCUUGCGAUUCAAGCCAUGCAACACGUUAGUCGUUCUCCUCCACGCCCCAUUUUGAGGCACACUUUUAUUUUGCGAGACCAUGAAGCCGCAAACAAGCGUUUGAUGAAAGGGUAUUUUGAUCCGACACCAGUUCACGUCCCCGAUGUUUUUAGGCAGCGGUUUAGGAUGAGCCAAAGGUUAUUUUUUCGCAUUAAUGACGAUUUGGAAGCUAAGUAUGACUACUUCAAGCAAAGAAUGGAUGCGAGAGGAUAUCUAGGAUUCACCUCAAUUCAAAAGGUAACUUCUACCUUACGUAUACUCGCCUAUGGAAACACUUACGACAUCAACAACGAGUAUUUGAAGAUUGGUGAGAAAACAACACGUGAUACCGCGGAACAUUUCUGCUUAGGUAUAUGCCAGUUAUAUGAAAAACGUUACUUGAGAAAUCCAACUUGGAACGACCUUCAACAAAUAUACGAGGUGCAUUUAGAAAAACAUGGAAUACCCGACAUAAUUGAGGGUUACGUUUCUGGCACGAUACCGAAAGCCGGUUUCCAUGCAAGCGGGAAUGACUACAAGCAUGGAUACUAUUUGGGCGAUGGUAUAUACUGGGAGCAUUCGAAUAGUGUGAAAACGUUUUCUGAAAUGCUCGAUGUGAAAAGGCAAUAUUUUAAAAAACUACAAGAGUCUUCACAAAAGGACAUCGAGAGGUGUUUCAGGGUUCUUCAACAACGAUGGCAAUUUAUUAGAAAUCCUUGUCGUAUGUGGGAUAAGGAAAAAAUUCGAAUGGUCAUGUAUGCUUGUAUCAUAAUGCGUAAUAUGAUUAUAGAAGACGAUGGAAAAGCAAUAUGCCAAAACUAUUUUCCAGAAGAUGUCGUUGAAGGAACGCAAGCAACAAUGGAAGAGAGAAUCUUAAAUAUGCAACUAUUGCGAUCUAAGGAAAUACAUAACACGUUAAAGGCAGAUUUGGUCGAGCAUGCUUGGGCGAUUCGCCCAAUUCGACACGAUGGCGACAUCAAACAAGACUACGAGGAAGAAGAAGAAGUAGAAGAAUUCGAAGCUGGGAACUUUGCAAACGGAGGUUUGGAUGAUGGAGAAAAUGAAGAGGAAGAAGGAGAGAACGAUGAUGAAGACGAAGAUUAA
This is a messenger RNA of Helianthus annuus (common sunflower), 1224 nucleotides long. RefSeq lists its product as uncharacterized. The transcript has 3 exons. Lineage: Eukaryota; Viridiplantae; Streptophyta; Magnoliopsida; Asterales; Asteraceae. Bases 1 to 1224 code for a protein of 407 amino acids. The record is from RefSeq and is a predicted model, not a curated record.